Messenger RNA from Oncorhynchus kisutch (coho salmon), 1665 nucleotides. RefSeq names its product mannose-1-phosphate guanyltransferase. The record is from RefSeq and is a predicted model, not a curated record. Lineage: Eukaryota; Metazoa; Chordata; Actinopteri; Salmoniformes; Salmonidae. Gene Ontology annotation, biological process: biosynthetic process. The transcript is spliced from 9 exons. The coding region runs from base 259 to 1176 and encodes 305 amino acids.
UAAAGUUUUCCAAUUUGUGACAAAUGGGGGCGCUGUUCAAUAACUUUUGAAGGCGUUGCUUUGUUUAGACUUUGUACUGUAACCUACAGCGCACAGUCGGUUUUCCCCCCCCAAAAUUGUUUUUUUACGUCGUGGAGGAAUGAGAUUCUGAUUGACACAGGUAACUGUUUACAGCAACAUUUGAACUAGCGUCUUAUUUAGCCACCUAGCUAAAUAAGUGACUGACGCUAAGUAGCCCACCCUGGCACGGUUGUUUAAAUGAAAGCGGUUAUUCUCGCUGCGGGAUAUGGAACAAGGUUGCAGAGAGAUGUUGAUAACGACACGAGCGGAAGAUUCAAACAUCUGGCUGGCAUUGCCAAGCCACUGCUUCCUGUGGGGCACUGUGCCUUGAUAUCUCACUGGGUCCAAGCUUUGAAUACCACUGGAUGCGUGGACACCGUCUUUGUCAUUACCAAUGCCCUUCACCACAAAGCAUUUGAGGAGUGGGCCCUGGACUUCCCUAAUGUCAAAGUACUAAGUGAUGGAACAAAGAGCAAUGAGGACCGUCUUGGUGCUGUCGCAUGUCUUCAACUAACAGUCAAGCACUUCAAGAUCGAAGACCAUGUAAUAGUUAUCGGAGGAGACACUUUGUUCAAGGAAGAGUUCAGUCUCAUUAAAGUUAAAGAGAAGUUUUCUGAACUGCAAGCAAUGUGUGAAGACAGCAGUCUGAUUCUUUCCUACCAAUGUAAAGAUGAGGAGACACAGAAGUAUGGUAUUUUGGAAGUCGAUGAACACCUUCGGGUGCUCUGUAUGAAGGAGAAACCUCUUCCCUCUGAGACAAAAUCAAGGAGAGCAUGUCCAUGUUUCUACUUGUUUUCCAAGAAAAUCCUUCAUCUAUUGGAUGCCUUUCUUGAUGAAAAUAAGCUCUUUUGUCAAAGGAAGCACCAAUCGAAGAAAAGGACGCACCUGGAAACUUUUUGUCAUGGCUCAUUUCAAGAUCUGCCAAGCACACCUCUGCCAACUUCUCCCUGUGCUGACCACCAAUGGGCAGUGCCCAAGAGAGCUGCCGAUGAUGGGCUCCUGGCCAAGCACCACAGGGAGAAAGACAUCCUGAAGCAGGUGGAUGGGACAUACAGCUGUGCCAUCAGCUCUACCACCAGUAUCAAGACUGUCAUUGCCAUUAGCUGCUACAGCUAAACUAAUUUACUAAAUGUUUAUUGCACCAUAUAUUAUUGUUUUUUUUCCAUACAAGAUCUAGGGCGACUGUGCCUCAGAGUUGUUGGGUAAGCUCCUUCCUGGUUGGCCAUGCCUGUUUAACAGGCCCACAGUCUCCCAACCCAUCAGUCCCCAGUAAUUAUGCUGCAAUAAGCUUAUGUGCCGGGGGCUAGGGUCAGCUUUUCUUAUCUGGGUUUACUGUGGGUUCUUAGACAUGUCCCACUAAUCCCCACCCUCCCUGUGUGUCCCCUUCUGGACAACCUGAGCUCCUGGGUCGUGCUGCUGCUCCAACUGCAGCUGUGUACUCCUGGCCUGAUUUCACCGGGCGUGCUACCUUAUCCCGGACCCUUGAUUGAGCUCAGCCAGGUAGUCACUGUGCUUCUGCAUUGCCUGCCCUUUACUGUUCUAGACUGGGUAACGAACGCACUUUGACAACUGCUGAUGUAAAAAAGUGCUUUAUAAAAAUAAAUU